This is a messenger RNA of Aedes aegypti (yellow fever mosquito), 1273 nucleotides long. RefSeq lists its product as uncharacterized. NCBI's taxonomy places the organism in Eukaryota, Metazoa, Arthropoda, Insecta, Diptera, Culicidae. The transcript is spliced from 4 exons. The coding region runs from base 1 to 696 and encodes 231 amino acids. The record is from RefSeq and is a predicted model, not a curated record.
AUGCUGGAAGUUCACCGAUCCCAUGUUCCCUUUCGUACAUCAUUGAAAACGGGUUGGUUACUUCUCAAAUGUCCGGAUGAAAAUGAUAUCGAUUUGCCGGACAUUCACGCGAGUUCUAAUGCCGACAAUGAAGAGCCGGAAACGUUGGACCUUAGUCAGCAGCCAUCAGCUGCUACGUCGUUAGACAAUCAACCGUUGGAAUACAAAAUAGAGCAACCAUGUCGAAAACGACCUCGAAAUCCAGUUGACAAUGGUGCUUACUAUCAUCAGGAUGAGCUGGACAAUUAUCGGAAGCGUCAGAAGCUCACCAUGCAGCACUAUUACGACGAAGCGUAUGCAUCAGUUGAGAAGAAAAUUCGGAAUCCCUUCUUGGAUGAUUCCUUGAUGAAACCGAUUGAUUCUUUCGAAAGCUACGCUCGAAGUUCAAUGAAUCCGAUCAACUAUACGUUGACGGCAGAAGCCAUCAACAGGCGUAUUCGAAGCACUUUAGGACUGGAAGAUGAUCCACAGGUGAACUUCGAUAGGGCGAGACCGCCCUCCAAUGAUGAAUGCUGUACCGCAAACCCUGACUGGUUGAUGAGAAGAAAUACCUACGCUGACAAUCCCUUCUCCAUAACGUCCACACAGGUCGACAUCAAACCUCCUCCGUUUCCCCAUGAUGACAACAAUAAUGUGGAUAAAAAACCAUUUCACUAAAGUUCUAUCAUCGGAGUAAUCAGCUUUGGGACCUAUAGUCAUCCGUUCGAAAUUCGAUAAAAAAUCAUCAUGUUGGUACAUAUUUGGCUACGUCAAUCAAAUUUUGCAUGAGGUUAUAAGAAAACACAUGAAACAGAAUCAAAAACUCUCUCUCAUACCGAAACAGAAAUUAUGACAAUUAUGUGGAAAUUUUUCAGAAAAAAAUAUGUAGAACUAGAAUGUAAACCAGUGCCAACAUAAAAUGGGUAACUAUCAGUUCAUUGAACAUUGGAAGCGUAGCAUUCGCAAAAGAUGGUUUGAGGCGAAAAUGAUAUAAAUUGAUUAGACUGAUUAGAUAAUGUGUAUGUGCAUCCAAUCGGUAGAGAUGAAUAAAAUUCUUUUAUCAAACUAAACUCUAUUAAGCAUCGCUUAUCAAAGCACGAAUUUCAGAAACACAUGGAUACUAGACUUGUAUGAAGUUUGAUUAGACGAAUAAAACUGUUCUUAUGGAUUUCUGAUAAAACCAUUUCUUAUUGAUUAAAGGGAAAAGUGAAUGAAUAAAAAGCGAUGUAGCGAAUGAAAAUGCGGUUAAUCAUCA